GCAACGUGGGACGAUGAAUCCGCAGUACCGGGAGCGCGACCGCUUGAUGCAUGCCCUGGCAGAGUUUGCGUCGCAUUACGCAAACGAAUCAAGGAGGAGGAAAAGGGACAAGGCGUCGUGCGCACGGAGCGAUGUCCUUACUUGGCUUGACCAACUGACUCCAAUGGAGCGAGCUGCCGUUGCUUCGACCGUGGAUGUGCCGUUCGUGCGGCUUGUCAUUCAAAUGACAGCAGUUCCCAAGUCCAAAUUCAAAGCACGGGUUAACGAAUUCCAGGUAUUGCGACCAACGCCCAAGCAGAGCAAAGGAGUGUCUUCCUUGCCGGUCUCGACCAGCACACCUACGUUCAGCCGACGCCCCGUCGUCAAGAGUCGAGAUGGCGACGAACUGAUAGUCCCACGAACGGCAUCGUUUGACAUUGCAGCCCACACAGUCGUGACAUACAUGCGCUUAAGCAACACCCACAAGUCGUGCGACACAAUAGGACCGUGCGUAUCCCUUAUCGAGAGUGUGGAACGCUUCGUGGCCCUCAUGGACACCGUCACGAUGGGUCAUUUCUUGACCCAACCUCCCGACUCGGCCACGAUUAAAGCCAUGCCGUGGUCGGAACUUCCGUGGCUGAAACGAUAUGGCUACUACUCGAUCGCCACGUAUGUAGCCCACCAAAUGGAGCUGCAGCUGUGGCAUCACUUCAGCCUUCGGAAGCAAGCCCUCAUGAUCCCAAAGAUCGGAUGCUUGGCGACUUUUCACUUGGCUCACGAAUGGCAGCUUGCUUCGCAAACAGUUCAAAGAGAUACGCUUCGACGCGUCGCGCUGUCGACGAAGCAAUUCAUCUGUGCACUUAGCCUGGAGCCCCCCACACUGGCAUCGCUCAAGGGAUCAUUAAGUCUCCUCCAGGAGGUGAUGACCCCAUCCUGUCGUCGUACCAAAACAACCUUCGUCGACCCGAAUGGGACGUCGGCGGUGCCGUGGUUCAGCUGCACACUGAUGGAAGCAGGGACGCGGCCACAAUUUGCCAUGGUCAAGCUGCUUUGGGCCGAGGAGUUGCAAAAGGAAUGCGCCAGUUUGCUCAGGCAGUCUCUAUCGUCCACUGCCAACGCCAGCAACGAUGGAGUUCCUCGCUCGGAUCUACCACCCACACUUAAGCAAGCGAAGAAGAGAGCCCAGGCGAAACAACGCAAGCUCAAGCUUCGUGACAGUGCGCUACAUCGCACUCGGCUCGACGCUGUCUUGACGCAACUGAAGCGAACGGUUGAGGGGAAGCGGAGACAGGUGCAGGCGACGAACGCAUUGGUGGCCCAAGUGUUGUCCGAUCUCGUGGCACAAGUUUGCGACCGCAAUGCCCCACCGCUUGCCAUUCCCAGCACACCACCACCACGUCCUGCCGAACAGAGUGUACGAAAGAAGCGCAAGCACAAACCAAAGAAAAAACAGAACUUCCCGCGUGGUCCGUCGCCCCCAUCCAGCCCCCUCCGCACGCCGCCAUUGACGCCGCUCGAUUUCGAAAGCCCCACGAGCCCCAGCACGACGACACCCACCUCAAUGUUUGACGCCCCAGGAACGCUCCCUCCCUCAUCGUACUUUGACUCGUUCCAUCAUCCGUCCGAUACGUCGCCGCCCUUUUUCCCGACCACGUCGUAUCCCCCACCUUUUGCCCUCGACCAGCACCCCGACGAAACCUCGUUUUUUCUGCCGAGAUUAUUCCAAGAAGACGCUGUCCCGCCGCUCUGUCACAGCGCUCAACCGACCACGACACAAAACUGGAUGCGAACGUUUUCGACCCUGGACUGGCCGCACUCGUUUCAGUGGCGUCACUCGGAGACCCGUCUGCCGACGUGGAUGAUGGAGCCGCCCCAAACUCCCCGGGACAGGUUGACAUGCUCGUCUCCGCCGCCGACUCCGCUCCCGUCUCCGAAACAAACGGUGCCAUGUCACACCUCGCCGAAAACCACGUCCCAGCCGCCUUUGGUCAUGAUCGAUCAAGCGACGCAAGCUACAGACACCCCAGAGGCCACGGCCCUGCAGGCCAUCGUGGAUUCCAACGCCAAGGCGACAAAUGCGCUUCAAGUCGAAGUCGCACAGCUGCAGCACACGGUGCGCGAACUCCAGGCGGCGGUGUUUGCGCUGCAACAGCAGCAGACGAAAGCGCCCCUUCCCGCGCCACCCCCGCCGCAGACCACCCAUCGCUACAACAACCUGUUCGUGUCGGUGCCAACGUCGCUUCUUCCUCCCAAAACGAAAUUGCACUGGGAUAUCUGUGAGUUUGUGACCCACUUGCAAGCUGAAACACACAGCCGCCUCGCGGCGCACACGGCGGUCAGCCGGUUCUGCGUCUCGGCCGUGCAGGCGCUGUGGCCGCGGGCUCAAGUCCGUCCAUAUGGAUCGUUCGUGACGGGUUUGUCGCUGCCGUCGAGCGAUUUGGACUUGGUCAUUUGCCUGCCCAAGGUCCGCCGCGACGAACCCGCCGAAGCCCCGGGCGUGCUAGAAGGACGCAAUGCUAUCAAGGAAACGUGGCAGCAGCAUCUAGCUCGAAAGCUCCGGUCCGAGUCGUGGGUCGUGCCCGAGUCAGUCAAAACGAUCCCCAACGCUUCGAUCCCGAUCAUCACGCUGCUCACGACGGCACCGUACCAUGUACGGCUCGACAUUUCGUUUGAAGGGCCUGGCCACAACGGCCUCGCCACAAACGACCUCGUCCACUCAUUCCUCCAUGAACUGCCUGCGCUCGCGCCGCUCAUGCUAGUCCUCAAGACGUUCAUCAUCGAUCGAGGACUGGGCGUCGCGUACACGGGCGGCCUGUCGAGCUAUGCGCUGCUGCUCAUGGUGACGCGAUUUCUCCAGGAAUUCGAGGUCGGCAAUCGGACGUGCCACCCCGAAGCGGUCAGUACCCAGUGCAACUUGAUUGUGAGCACCCAAAGCCGCACGGAUUUUGGCACCAUGCUCCUCGGGUUCCUCAACUUUUACGGGUCCAAGUUUGACCCGCGCCAAACUGGCAUCAGUGUGGCGUCGCGAUGUUUUCUCGAUCGCGACGAGCUCGUGCAGCACUCGACGGCCGCCACGACCGUGUGGCACAACGUCCCGAUGGAGCACGUCCAGUUCGAGAACCUCAACUUGAGCUCGCCUGGUUCGAAGCGACAAAACUUGCACCGCGACCAUUGGACCGGCCCCGCGCCGUUCAAGCCGUGCGACUACGACCCGCACAAAUUUGACCCGAUUUAUAUCCAAGACCCGCUUCGUCCUGGCAACAACGUCGGUCGCAACUGCUUCCGGAUCAUGCAAUUGCGGCGGGCGCUGGCGAGUGCGUGGUCGACGAUGAAUCUGGACGGUCCCAUCGCGCUCCCGUCAAAUCGAUACGUUGGCGGUGUGCCCCUCCACCCCAACAAUUUGCUGCGGAGCAUCCUGACGUGUACGAACGAGCCAAAGUACAAACCGCACGCACUGCUGCCUCUCGACACGCCAGGCCAUCAUCACCCCACGCCACCGCUCACGUUCCAGCACCACUACCAACCCCACCACCAUCCCCUCCACACGCAACCGCUCGCGUCGCCGCCUCGUCAAAUGCACAUUCCACGUCAACACUCGGCGACAAAGGCAAUCAAGUUGCCGACGACUCGACAGGACAUCCCCCAGCGCAGGCAUAGCGAAUGUGUGAAUGACGUGCAGAGUAUCAUCAACGCCCCGACCGACGACGACCUGUUGCGCAGUCCGGCCAGCGCCCGGUCGUUAAGCUUUGCCGACGUCGUGGUCAAGCAGUUGCAGCGUAAACAACUUCGGCACCAGGCCGCUGUCUCACCGACCGUUGCCCGGCACUCAGUGAAAGACGACAUCGAGCACGACGACGACGGCGUCGUCGAAGCGUCGGGGGGCGAAGAGCCCUCCGCCAUCGACGAAGCGAACGCGAUGCAGGACAGGAGUUGUACAGAAAGCGAGUGAAUUCGACAGGGCGUCGACGGAGGUCGCUACGAACGGCAGUAUAGAAAGCCCUGGACAUCACGUUGAUGUGAAUACGGAGACUGUACAAAGACAAAUGAAUCCAUAUGACAUCACG
Messenger RNA from Aphanomyces invadans, 4043 nucleotides. RefSeq lists its product as hypothetical. The transcript is spliced from 11 exons. Gene Ontology annotation, biological process: RNA 3'-end processing. Gene Ontology annotation, molecular function: mRNA binding; poly(A) RNA polymerase activity. Lineage: Eukaryota; Oomycota; Saprolegniomycetes; Saprolegniales; Verrucalvaceae. Bases 14 to 3928 code for a protein of 1304 amino acids. The record is from RefSeq and is a predicted model, not a curated record. Gene Ontology annotation, cellular component: TRAMP complex; nucleolus.